Molecule: messenger RNA, 1359 nt
Organism: Camarhynchus parvulus
Lineage: Eukaryota; Metazoa; Chordata; Aves; Passeriformes; Thraupidae
Gene: GDF9
Product: growth differentiation factor 9
Exons: 2
Coding region: 1-1359 (452 amino acids)
Biological process (GO): SMAD protein signal transduction; BMP signaling pathway
Cellular component (GO): extracellular region
Molecular function (GO): cytokine activity; growth factor activity
Source: RefSeq, a predicted model, not a curated record
AUGGAGAGCACUUGGAGGAUUUGUGUUUGUUUGUACUGCUGCUUGCCCUGGCUCUCUGCUGGCACGCAGUGCUCGCCCCGUUCCCGAGGCCGGGGGGGCUCUGCGGAGGCCCCUGGGGUUUUGGGCGCUCCUGAGGCUGCUGCCAGCCAGCUCAGCGCGGGGCUGCAGCUGCCCCAAGGUGCGGCACCAGCCCAUGCCCUCCUGCCCCCCCUGCUCAAGGUGCUGCACGACCGCGGUCCCCGGGGCUGGCACAACGAGGCGCCGCGGCUGCAGCCGGACUCCAGGGCCCUUCGGUACAUGAAGAGGCUGUACAGGAUGUCUGCCACCAGGGACGGCAUCCCCAAGGCGCAGCGAGGCCGCCUCUAUAACACGGUGAGGCUCUUCACCCCGUGCUGGGAAUGCGAGCACAGCCCCGCGCACCUGGGCAAAGGAGAUGCUCACUCGGUGGAUUUACUCUUCAGCUUGGAUCGUGUUACUUCUCUGGAGCACUUACUCAAGUCUGUCUUGCUCUAUUCCUUUGACACAUCUGUUCCCAUUUCCUCUUCCAUUACCUGCAUAUGCCAUUUAUCCCUUAAGGAACAUGAUUUUUCCAGCCAAGUUUGUCCCAGCAUUUCCCACUCUUUAGCUUUUAGCCUGCACUUUGACGUUAGGAAACGCAAAUGGGUGGAGAUGGAUGUGACUUCUUUCCUCCAGCCUCUGAUUGCUACGAACCGGAGGAACGUGCACAUGGCUCUGAACUUCACUUGUCUGAUGGGUGACCCAAGAGGGAGCACGAAACUGGGAAACGCUGUGAAUGUGACACUGGUUCCCCCUUCCCUUCUGCUCUAUCUGAAUGACACCAGCGAGCAAGCUUAUCACCGGGGGAGCUCAGUGGGGCACGGGAGGAAAAGCAGCAGCCCGCUGGUGGAUCCUCCAAGGGGUGACCAAGGCAAUCCCCAGGGUAAAAGGGCCUCUCGCCAGCGAAGGAAUGAGCAUCCCAAAGCGGCCCCAGCCUCCUCACCCCAUAACCUGAGCGAGUACCUGAAGCAGUUUGUGUUCCCUCAGCACGAGUGCGAGCUGCACAACUUCCGCCUGAGCUUCAGCCAGCUGCGCUGGGACCGCUGGAUCAUCGCCCCGCACCGCUACAGCCCGCAGUUCUGCCGGGGGGACUGUCCCCGCGCCCUGGGCCAGCGCUACGGCUCCCCGGUGCACGCCAUGGUGCAGACCCUCAUCUACGAGCGCCUGGACCCCGCCGUGCCCCGGCCCUCGUGCGUGCCCGCCGCCUACAGCCCGCUCAGCGUGCUGACCAUCGAGCCCGACGGCUCCAUCGCCUACAAGGAGUACGAGGACAUGAUCGCCACCAAGUGCACCUGCCGCUAG